This is a messenger RNA of Rhodamnia argentea, 807 nucleotides long. RefSeq lists its product as uncharacterized. NCBI's taxonomy places the organism in Eukaryota, Viridiplantae, Streptophyta, Magnoliopsida, Myrtales, Myrtaceae. The record is from RefSeq and is a predicted model, not a curated record. The transcript has a single exon. Bases 200 to 502 code for a protein of 100 amino acids.
CAUGAACCACCAACUCCACUUUGGUGCUUCCUGGAAAAGACCGAGAAACCCCACGAAGACCACGUCCCAGGGGCGGCUUCAGAAAGCCAACCUUUCGUCCUCCCACUUGCGUAUAAAAAGCAAAGCGCAUCCAAGAACUCCGACGUGAAAACUCAUCUGGUUUUCCUCUUCUCUCUGGCUCAACCCCUUUCGAAUAACCAUGAUGGAGAUCGCAGCGUACGUCCCGGACAUGUUGGCGAAGGUGGCGGCUUUCCUGGUGGUCCAGGCGCUGGUGUAUCUGAUCCUCUCCAACUCGUCGGAGGUGUUCUCCAAGGACAAGAAGCUCGGGUCCCUCAGCUUCAAGCCCGCUCGCUCCGCCAGCAUCCGCAGGAUUCUGGCCGCGUUCUCCGACGUGCCGCAAGCCGCUGGCGGUGGUGAGCCAUCGCCGCACUCCUCGUCCUCUAUUGCCCAGAGCACGCCGAUGUUUGAGGAUCUUCCCGGUGGCCGUGAUUGUUCGUCCUGAAAUGUCGGGGCGUGUGGAGGGGAUUCAUAAGGCGAUAGGUCGUAGUUUUGGGAGAAUUCAUUGAUUUGUUUGUUCAGAUACCUACUUUGAAAAUAAAAUUAUGUUGGUGGAUUGCUUUGUCGAUGCGUAUAGGUCGUCGUCUUUGUUGUAUGUAAUUGAGACUUGAGAGGACCACUGACAAUUAGUAGACGACGAUUCUGCUAAAAUCCCAUGAUUAGCUUGAUGAUAUAUUAUAUCAUCACAUGCUUGUGCGUUUCGAAUUGCACAAAGAUAGAAAUCUGAAUGCCACGUGAUGUUAACAUUCC